UACCCCGGGUCUCGAGGACAGCGGCUGAACUGUCAGUUGCGCGUCGGUGUGGAGAGUUACCGCGGUGCCGUGAACCCCUUUCCCACGGGUGAUCGCGAAUGCUUUUUUUUUUAUUUUUUAAGCAGAGGGGCUCUGUCGCACACGCGGUCAUUAUAAAUAGAAAACCACGGAGAAUGUGACGACAGCAGGAGUGGACUACCGAGGAAGACUACCGAGGCAGCAGACUGAGCCUUGAAUGCAAAUGGGAGUAGUGAUCUGAGUUGGCAGCAGAAGGGCUAGAAAUUAUCUAUUUUUUUGCUGCGCCUAGUUUGAGUUUUACUUUUGUUUUGGGGCUUUCAGACCGUCUAUUUGUAUAGCUGUAACUUUUGACUUUUUUAUUUAUUAUUAUUUUAGGGGAUCGGUUUAGCCCUUUAGUGUAAGUGACUGAUAAGCUGUGUGUAGGCCUGUGUUACGGUGUGAUAUUACUUACGAUUGACAAGCUACACCCGACAUCAGGACAACCCUAAAGCACUCGAUCCAGCCGACUCUCGGUCGAUAGAAAGACCCUAACUUCCUGCCCAGCUUGUCUGGUGCAAACGGAAAACUCUCUCUCCUCUCUUCGUUUUUUUAGGGCUGAUUAAACCAGCCGCGGGGAAGGUCUUGGGUGACACAUGUGAUUGUAAUGACCCUCCUACCCUUCUCACAGAAAUGAUACAAUGAUAUGUGAGCGGAUUGUAGGUGUGUGUGAGCCAGCUGCAGUGUUACAUUGUGGCAGAGGAAGGUUUCUCUGUGGCUCGGUGCACGGCUACUUCCUGGUACAACAGAGAGAGGCAGUGCUGAGUUAAAACACCAAAUAGACACAUACUGAGAAGAGGGAAGGAACGAGAGAAACACUUGGCCUGUUUCCAGAAAUCUAAACCUUCGUUAUCUUGUGUAUUUCUCUGUUAUUUCAACGAUUCGAGUGAUUUUGAAGGGGCGAAUGAAGAAUUAGUUUUGGAUGCCGAAGGAAGGUCCCGUUGGUUGCGGGUAAAAAGGAAUCGUAACGGGGAGGAAGGAACAUAGCCCUCCCAACGGCGGACAAGCGUCGCACAGAUUUUCUUUCACACCAUUGUUUUUUAAAAAUACAUUUAUUAUUAUAACAUCUUCGUGUAUUUAAUAUUUUUGAGAGACGAGGUUAGUUAACGGAAGAUAUGGGUUGUUUGGGCAACAGCAAGACUGAAGAUCAACGCAUCGACGAAAAGGCACAACGAGAGGCGAAUAAAAAAAUAGAAAAACUGUUGCAAAAAGAAAGACAAGCAUAUAAAGCGACGCACCGGCUGUUAUUAUUGGGUGCUGGAGAGUCCGGGAAAAGUACUAUUGUGAAGCAGAUGAGGAUUCUACACGUCAAUGGUUUUAACGCAGAAGAAAAGAAACAGAAAAUACAAGAUAUUCGGAAAAACGUGAAGGACGCGAUAGUGACGAUAGUGUCAGCCAUGAGCACCUUGAUACCCCCAGUCUCUCUCGCCAACCCCGAAGACCAGUUCAGAAUCGAAUACAUCAAAAGCAUAGCUCCUCUCUCGGACUUUGACUACACACAGGAGUUCUUUGAUCAUGCCAAGAAGCUGUGGGAUGACGAGGGAGUGAAGGCGUGCUUCGAGAGAUCCAACGAGUACCAGCUCAUCGACUGUGCACAAUAUUUCCUGGACAGAAUUGACUCAGUAAGACAAGGAGACUACACUCCCACAGACCAGGACCUGCUACGAUGCAGAGUGUUAACUUCAGGGAUAUUCGAGACGCGAUUCCAAGUAGACAAAGUCAACUUUCAUAUGUUUGAUGUAGGUGGCCAGAGAGAUGAGAGGAGAAAAUGGAUCCAAUGCUUUAAUGAUGUGACUGCUAUCAUCUUUGUGGUUGCCAGCAGCAGCUACAACAUGGUCAUACGAGAGGACAACAACACCAACAGGCUACGGGAAGCCCUGGAUCUCUUCCGCAGUAUCUGGAAUAACAGGUGGUUACGCACCAUAUCGGUCAUAUUGUUUCUGAACAAGCAGGACAUGUUGGCUGAGAAGGUAUUAGCUGGAAAAUCCAAAAUCGAAGACUACUUUCCGGAAUAUUCUCGCUACACCAUACCCAACGAAGCGACUCCUGAACCUGGUGAAGACCCAAAAGUAACAAGAGCUAAGUUCUUCAUCCGAGACGAGUUCCUGAGGAUCAGCACUGCCAGUGGAGAUGGCAGACACUACUGCUACCCCCACUUCACCUGUGCUGUGGACACGGAGAACAUCAGGAGAGUCUUCAACGACUGUCGCGAUAUCAUUCAGAGGAUGCAUCUGAGGCAGUACGAACUCUUGUGAUGGGAUGGACAGACACACACACACACACACAGUACAGACGCAAACACACACACACACACAGUACAGACGCAAACACACACACACACAGUACAGACGCAAACACACACACACACAGUACAGACGCAAACACACACACACACAGUACAGACGCAAACACACACACAGCUCCGUCAAGCCUUCUGGGAUUUUAUUCAACCAUUCUGCAUCCUCAACCCAAAAAACCAACCCGACCCUGUCCCCCCCCCCCCCGCCCCUCUAUGAAGUACUACUGAAGUCUGUCAUCCUAUUUGUCCUCUUUUUGAAAAACGUGUCCUUUAGUUGGAGACUGUUUCAUCCCUCCUUGUCACUGAUAGGAAGGAAAACAACACGUUUUGGCUGUUUGUCUUUUUCUCUCUUGAAUGCCUUGAUUUGAUUUGUACCAUUCCACUAAGCCUGAGGCUGACUCCUCCUCCUUCUCACAUUCUGUUCUGUCAUUGGACUGGACUGAACUGGGCUGGAACUGGACUAGACCGGACUGGACUAGACUGGGUAGCUGGGCAGGUGGUGAUGUUUGGAUGUGAGAAGAAUACCCCCCCCCCCCCCCCCUACAAGACCUCAGUUUAGAGGCAGUGUCAGUGUGUCUGUUUGAGAAGAGACCCCCUACAAGACCUCAGCAUAGAAGCAGUCACCUGCAAGUUGGAGCUGGCAUCACCCCCUGACCCCCCACCCCCCCCCCCCCAAAUGGAGCGAUCCUUCUACUUCUCCUCUCUGACAUGACAGACAACUUGAUGAUGGAGAGAGGGAGGAGGACGAGACAGACGAAGACAAAGAGAGAAUGCACUUUUGUAUCAGGUUGCUUAAUACCUUAUUUUUUGAGGAAGUAUAAACACAAUGUAGCAUCAAAAUAUUUAUAACUCUGUUUUACACUGUAUAGUGUUGCGAGUUGCAGGUGGAGUAAAGGAUGGAGAGACUCUGGCCUCUUGGUGUGUGAGGUCUUGAAGGACUGAUACAGAAUGGUGGUAGAGAGAAAGGAGAGGGGGGGGGACAAGUGCGAGCCAGAAAGGAAAGGAAUGAACGACUUAAUGAAGAAUGGAAAGGGGACUGAACUCUGCACCUUAACCUCUGUCGCUGCUUUCUGCCUCGCGAUGACCUCGCCCUUAAAGGAACAACAACCAUCCUUUCUAGAGUUGAAGUCAGAAGUUUACAUACACCUUAGCCAAACACAUUUAAACUCAGUUUUUCACAAUUCCUGACAUUUAAUCCCAGUAAAAGUUCCCCUAUCUUAGAUCAGUUAGGAUCACCACUUUAUUUUAAGAAUGUAAAAUGUCAGAAUGAUUUAUUUCAUAUUUUAUUUCUUUCAUCACAUUCUCAGUGGGUCAGAAGUUUACAUACACUCAAUUAGUACUUGGUAGCAUUGCCUUUAAAUUGUUUAACUCGGGGCAAACGUUUCGGGUAGCCUUCCACAAGCUUCUCACAAUAAGUUUGGUGAAUCUUGGCCCAUUCCUCCUGACAGAGCUGGUGUAACUCAGUCAGGUUUGUAGGCCUCCUUGCUUGCACUCACUUGUUCAGUUCUGCCCACAAUUGUUCUGUAGGAUUGAGGUCAGGGCUUUGUGAUGGCCACUCCAAUACCUGGACUUUGUUGUCCUUAAGCCAUUUUGUCACAACUUUGGAAGUAUGCUUGGGGUCAUUGUCCAUUUGGAAGACCCAUUUGCGACCAAGCUUUAACUUCCUGAUUGAUAUCUUGAGAUGUUGCUUCAAUAUAUCCACAAAAUUUUCCCUCCUCAUGAUGCCAUCUAUUUUAUGAAGUGCACCAGUCCCACCUGCAGCAAGGCACCCCCACAACAUGAUGCUGCCACCCCCGUGCUUCAGGUUGGGAUGGUGUUCUUCGGCUUGCAAGCCUCCCCCUUUUUCCUCCAAACAUAACGAUGGUCAUUAUGGCCAAACAGUUCUAUUUUUGUUUCAUCAGACCAGAGGACAUUUCUCCAACAAGUAUGAUCUUUGUCCCCAUGUGCAGUUGCAAACCGUAGUCUGGCUUUUUUAUGGUGGUUUGUAGCAGUGGCUUCUUCCUUGCUGAGCGGCCUUUCAGGUUAUGUCGAUAUAGGACUCGUUUUACUGUGGAUAUAGAUACUUUUGUACUUGUUUCCUCCAGCAUCUUCACAAGGUCCUUUGCUGCUGUUCUGGGAUUGAUUUGCACUUUUCGCACCAAAGUACGAUCUUCUCUAGGAGACAGAACGCGUCUCCUUCCUGAGCAGAAUGACGGCUGCGUGGUCCCAUGGUGUUUAUACUUGCGUACUAUUGUUUGUACAGAUGAACGUGGUACCUUCAGGCAUUUGGAAAUUGCUCCCAAGGAUGAACCAGACUUGUGGAGGUUUACAAAAAAAAUUCUGAGGUCUUGGCUGAUUUCUUUUGAUUUACCCAUGAUGUCAAGCAAAGAGGCACUGAGUUUGAAGGUAGGCCUUGAAAUACAUCCACAGGUGCACAUCAAAUUGACUCAAAUUAUGUUAAUUAGCCUAUCAGAAUCUUCAAAGCCAUGACAUAAUUUUCUGGAAUUUUCCAAGAUGUUUAAAGGCACAGUCAACUUAGUGUAGUAAACUUCUGACCCACUGGAAUUGUGAUACAGUGAAUUAUGAAGUGAAAUAAUCUGUCUGUAAACAAUUGUUGGAAAAAUUACUUGUGUCAUGCAGAAGGUAGAUGUCCCAACCUACUUGCCAAAACUAUAGUUUGUGAACAAGACAUUUGUGGAGUUGUUGAAAAACUAGUUUUAAUGACUCCAACCUAAGUGUAUGUAAACUUCCGACUUCAACUGUAUCUUCUAUAACAGAUGGGGGGACGCAUCUAUGACAGAGGAGGGGGGACACAUCUAUGACAGAGGAGGGGGGACACAUCUAUGACAGAGGAGGGGGGACACAUCUAUGACAGAGGAGGGGGGACACAUCUAUGACAGAGGAGGGGGGCGCAUCUAUGACAGGGGAGGGGGGGGGGCAUCUAUGACAGAGGAGGUGUGACACAUCUAUGACAGAGGAGGUGUGACACAUCUAUGACAGAGGAGGGGUGACACAUCUAUGACAGAGGAGGGGGGGCACAUCUAUGACAGAGGAGGGGGGGCACUUCUUCUUUGACAGAGGGCAGAGGGGCAAGAGAGAACAUGUAGUCAUUAUUGUUUUUUUCUUAAAAGACUGAACUGAACAAGGCUUCUUAUCCUGUACAGACUGUACAAUGUUAUAUUAUUUUGUACAACUACUUUAUUGAAAGAAAAACAAAUCUACUUGUAGAUUUUUGUGCCUUGAUUAUGGCUGUACCUGUACAUUGAGCUGGGAAUUAAGUAUGUUUUCUGACCCCUUGACCUGCGUUGUACAGCUUGAUGUCAACAACCCUCUCUAACAACAACACAUGCAGCGGUGACCGACUCUCUGCGGUGUUUUAGAGACUUUCUCUCUUUACAGGGUUUCUGCUUUAUAAAUAAAAAAAGAAUAGAAGGAAAUGUUGUUUAGUAAACACAAAACAAGAGGGAUUCCUAAAACCUGUAUACAUUAUGCAAACGAACCACUGACCUGCGCUGAGGAAGAUGCUGCAGCGAAUGAAAGCCAUGGCCGCGUCACAGAUCACAGCCUAUUCCCUAUAUAGUGCACUACUAUAGACCAGGACCAAUAGGACUCUAAAGUAGUGCCCUGUAUGGGAAGUAGGCUGCCAUAUGGGACUCAAACCAUGCCCACCCCCCUCCACACACAUACAGUUUCUCUCCUUUUUUAAAAUGUUUUAAUUCCACAGCUUUAAAGAGAGUUAAAAAACAACAACAAAAACAUCGGAGAUUCAUUGAAAGUGUCCAACAUUGCAACCUGGUGUUGUUGUUGUUUGAAUAGGAAGCAACUCUUUUUCAAUAUGAUGAAGUAUGUCUGAGAACCUGUACAUGUAUGAUGUCUGUGAGCGUGUGCCUAUAAGGAAGAUAGACUCACAGAGUCACAUUGUGUGUGAUGAUGAUGACGGAAGAGAGCGAGUGUAUGAGAGGAGAGAGAGUGAGUCACAUUGUGUGUGAUGAUGAUGAUGACGGAAGAGAGCGAGUGUAUGUACCUAAGUUGUUACCUUUUAUAAAUGUAUGUACAUGUAAAUUUAUAGGUCUAUAUAAAUAUAUAUGUACAAAGUA
Oncorhynchus kisutch (coho salmon) is the source of this 6429-nucleotide messenger RNA. RefSeq names its product guanine nucleotide-binding protein G(olf) subunit alpha. The record is from RefSeq and is a predicted model, not a curated record. Gene Ontology annotation, biological process: adenylate cyclase-activating dopamine receptor signaling pathway; sensory perception of chemical stimulus. Gene Ontology annotation, molecular function: G-protein beta/gamma-subunit complex binding; G protein-coupled receptor binding; GTPase activity. NCBI's taxonomy places the organism in Eukaryota, Metazoa, Chordata, Actinopteri, Salmoniformes, Salmonidae. Bases 1170 to 2309 code for a protein of 379 amino acids. The transcript has 11 exons. Gene Ontology annotation, cellular component: heterotrimeric G-protein complex; cytoplasm.